AUGUCGAAGGAUAAUCUUCAGUCGUUCGUCAAGCCCUGGCUACCUGUGAACAAGGCCAACUCGUUAUGGGUCCUGAAGAAUGCGAAAAUCGUGGACCCUGUCGAGGGCAGGAUUCUCGAGCCGGCCACGGUGUAUAUUACAGCAGGCGUGAUCCGCGGCAUUGUCAUCGGGGACGAGCAGUUGGAGCCUGAACCUGCGUCGACUGCGCGGGUGAUUGAUCUCGCUGGCAAAUACGUCUGUCCCGGUCUGAUCGACAGCCAUGUGCACAUCAACGCCGUGCCGGGCGACCUCGAUCUGCGGCAUACGAUGGCCACGCCCGCAGAGCAGAUCCACUUCCGCAUGGUGUACGUCUGCCGCGAUAUGCUCUACCGUGGAUUCACCACCGUUCGCGACUGCGGAGGUGCUCCUCUGGCUCUGAAGGAGGCCUGCGCUGAAUGGGUGAUUGCCGGACCGCGCAUCCACAUUGCCGGCCAUGCGCUGAGCCAGACGGGCGGACAUGGUGAUUUCCGCAACGCUCACGACCACCCAGACUGCGCCGGGUCGUUCGUGUCUGGUCUCGGACGCGUCGCGGAUGGCGUGCCAGAGUGUUUGCGCGUAGGGCGAGACGAGAUCCGUUGCGGCGCGGAUUUCCUCAAGAUCAUGGGCGGCGGCGGGGUGGCCAGCCCGACCGACAAGCUCGAGCACCAACAAUACACGCCGGAGGAGAUACAAGCGUUUGUGUCUGUGGCUCGCAACGCAGGUACCUACGUCACUUGCCAUGCAUACACCCCCGCGUCGAUCGAGCGCGCCGUCAGCAACGGGGUGAUGGGGAUUGAGCACGGGAACCUGAUCGAUCGACCGACUGCCCGUUUGAUGGCGGCGAAGGGGGCCUUCCUGACUCCGACUCUGAUCGCUCUGCGCGCUAUGGCUGACGAAUCUCUGUUCAGCUUCCUCCCCCCGGAGAACAGUGUGAAGAACCUCAAGGUGCUACAGUCGGGACUGAACGCCUUGAAGCUGGCCCAGGAAGAGGGCGUCACGCUCUGCUACGGAUCCGACCUUCUCGGUCCUUUGGGCAAGUAUCAGGCGUUGGAGUUCCAGAUCAGAUCCGAAGUUCUCUCCGCGGUUGAAAUCCUCCAAAGCGCAACGAUCAACCCCGCCCGCAUGAUGGGCUUGACAGACGUCGGUCAGAUCAAGGCCGGAUUCCAAGCGGACCUGCUCAUCGUGCGGUCGAACCCGCUGGAGGACAUAACGGUCCUUUCACGACCGGAGACGGAGGUGGUGGCGGUGUUCAAGGACGGGAUACUGUGUCGGGACGAUACUCAGGACCUUGGAGGUGGUUUAUUAGAUUCCUGGGCAAAACUGUAA
Molecule: messenger RNA, 1344 nt
Organism: Penicillium riverlandense
Lineage: Eukaryota; Fungi; Ascomycota; Eurotiomycetes; Eurotiales; Aspergillaceae
Product: metal-dependent hydrolase family protein
Exons: 1
Coding region: 1-1344 (447 amino acids)
Molecular function (GO): hydrolase activity, acting on carbon-nitrogen (but not peptide) bonds
Source: RefSeq, a predicted model, not a curated record